Molecule: messenger RNA, 1920 nt
Organism: Ochlerotatus camptorhynchus
Lineage: Eukaryota; Metazoa; Arthropoda; Insecta; Diptera; Culicidae
Product: zinc finger protein 737-like
Exons: 3
Coding region: 40-1899 (619 amino acids)
Biological process (GO): regulation of transcription by RNA polymerase II
Cellular component (GO): nucleus; nucleoplasm
Molecular function (GO): DNA-binding transcription repressor activity, RNA polymerase II-specific; zinc ion binding; RNA polymerase II cis-regulatory region sequence-specific DNA binding
Source: RefSeq, a predicted model, not a curated record
GUAAUAAUAUUUUAUAUUAUAUUACUAACAGUCCGUGUAAUGUCAGUGAGCAUUAAAUUAAACAACUUGCUAUCGCACUGUUGUGUUUGCUUGAAGUUGAUCCAGGAGGAAUCCGAGGCCGUCCGAGCUGAUCAUGUUCAUCUAGAUUCCGGUCUCUCUGUCUACGACUUGCUAGUCGAAACUCUAUUGGAUUCUUCAAUAUUGAAAGAUCGUCUUGGUAUACGAGGCACAAUUUGCCAAAUAUGCUGCCGCACGCUUCAGGACUUCCACCAGUUUCGCAGCCAAUGUACGGAAAUUUACAAAUUAUAUGAAGCAUUGCUGCAUACUAAGGAUUCCAGGGACGAAGAACAGCUCCUGAAGCAUUUAGAGGAGAAGACUGCGUCCAGUUUGCGAUCUCAUCUGUUUCGUUUGGGUAUAAUUUCGCCGGAAGAUAUUUCCGCCGAUCUUUUCCUAUAUGGAAUAAACUUUAUUAAGAAUGAGUUUAGCGAGGAAAUAAUAUUAGAUAAUCCCAAAGAAAAAUCAAAUAAAUUAUUACUUGAUGGUUCCCCGUCAUCGGAAUUCGAGCCUCCAGAAGAUGAGAUCAGGCAGGAGUCAGCGGAAUCGGAUUCCUGUGAAGACAAACCCUUGGCUGAAAUCAAACGAAAAAGUCUCUACCGAAAGGCUGCAGAUUCUCAACAAAAGUAUUACGCCGUUUGCCCAUCUCCGGACUGCCAGGAAUUGCUGGAUGGGCAAAAGUACGCUAGCCAUCUGAAAGAGUUUCACCGGUACGGCUGUAAGCAGUGUGGUUUGAUUUUGAGUUCCAAGUACACGAUGGGAAAGCAUACCACAAUUCACGUGAAGCUCCCUUCAACCGUAAAGUGUACCUUCUGCGAGCGAAUGUUCCCCAAUUUAGCUAAAAUGCGCGCCCAUGCCAGGGAUGUUCACUUGCAACAGGCACUCAACUAUAAGUGCGAGGAAUGUGGUGAAAAGUUUGAAAAGCGCAAGCUAUUAAAUUUGCAUUGUGAAAUGCAUCUACCGAAAGAUUGUUCUCUUUGCAAGGCGAAGUUUGAUCAUCCAAACAAACUAUUCUACCACGUGAAGAAAAGCCAUCCAGAACAGUUGCUUAGCUGUGACCAUUGUGCGAGGAAAUUUCUAACGCAAUCCAAAUUAAAUCGCCAUCAAGUUGACCAUUCGGAAAAUUCGCCGCAAGAAGAUGGCUACGAACUACUAACCCUCAAAUCGAUAUCCAUCUUCGUUUGCAGCCAGUGUGAGAAGCAGUUCACCUCGGAAGCUCACCGUUCAGCGCACAUGACAAGCCAUGACCCGGCCAGCCGACCCAAGAUAGUGGUCAAAAAACGCUCCAAAGAAGAGCUGGACAAGCUGGAAAAGAAAUACCAAUGCGAUCAAUGUGAUGCCAGCUAUCGGCUGCCGACCUCGCUGGAGUCGCACAUGAAAACCCAUUCCGCUGCUCCGUUUGUGUGUGACAUCUGUGGGUCAUUUUUCAAAGCCAAAAGUUACCUCAAACAGCACGUGACCUAUCGGCAUUCGAGAGAUUUCCGCUAUUUCUGUGAUUUCUGUCCAAAGGCUUGCGCCACUAGUUCGGAUUUGCUGCGGCAUAGGCGUGUCCACACAAACGAGCGCCCGUACCAAUGUGAUCAGUGUGAGGCUCGGUUCAAAACCAACGACGGCUAUCGGAAACAUUUGCGCUCGCAUUCGGGUGAGAGGAUCUAUCGAUGCGAUCUAUGCGAGCGACAGUUUAUGUGCCACAGCAGCUUAAAGACGCACAAGAUUGCACACACUAAUGAGAAGGCAUUCAAGUGCUUUCACUGCACGCAGUAUUUCAAUGUGCCCAAAAAUCGGCGGAGACACAUUCUGAGGACACAUCCCGGAUUACCCACAAAGCAGCCAGUAACGGAGUGAACCCUACUGUGCAGGUAUGUG